AGGAAGAAGAGGCUGAGGGGGCCAGGAGGAGCGUGAAGCCGAUGGUUUGGAUGGUGUUGAGUGUUGUUGCUACGCUGGAGGGGAGGAGGAUGUUGAGGGGGGGUUUUGGAUAUCGUGAGUCUCUUCAUCACCGCCCCCAUUUCAUUUAGAUUCAUUUUAUUACACCUUCCUGGUUCAAUUGGCCGCUUACAUAAUUGUCGCUGUCACGGUCCUGCUGGUCAGAUUAAAGAACUUCCGGCGCGCGAAACGGAAACCGGAAGAGCAGUAUAAUUGGUGGGAGUUGUUUGUCAUGGGACUCAGGAUCAUUGUAUCGUCUUGCUUUGCGGGGCCGGCAACCUUGUAUGGUGUUAAGGCGCUCAUGCUUUAUUCGAAUUUGCCUGUGUUGGCUAUGCUACCGAUCUUGACUUAUGCUUGCGACAGCAUAUAUUUCAGGUUGGCUCAUGUUUGCCGCUUGCUGCCUCGAGGACAAAACAUCUCCUUCGGGCACUUUCCAAAAGUUAUUCUGGUCAUCAUCGGCGGCGUGCUGCUGGUUUGCCUAGACUAUCGUCUCGAUAUCCAAGCUUUGCUUUACGCUUUAGCUAGCAUCGGGCUCUUCAGUCUUGCGAAAGUCCUCUCGAGAAUCGGUCCGGAGAUCGAAUCCAAAGGCACCCAAUCCUGGGACGGCCCCUUGCACGUUUAUUUACUUGCUGGCAUUGCCCCCUUGAUCAUGUCGGGCCUCGCUACAGCGAAACUCGAGAAUCUGGUUAUGGCUGGUCAUAUCACCCAGCCUUGGACAAUUCUCUACUGGCUACUCAAUAUUGGCCCGGCCGUUGUUCUUCAUGCUUGUUUCAGCAGCUCCUUGAACUCAGCAUACCCGUUCAUAUCGGACGAGCACAUAGGUGGCGCUUUGGAAGAGCCAAGCGAGCCCGCAAGAGAGGCCGUCACCACCACGCUCCAAUCCGGCUUCUGGAUCCUCAUCAUCGGCGUCCUAUCACAAGAACACAAUUUCAUCGACUGGCUCCAAGUCCUCGCCUUCACCCUCAUCUACACUGUCUGCGUCGGACCCAAACACAUCGGCUACUAUCCCCCUCGCAUCCUAAACCUCCUCCUGCGCCUCUUCCGCCGCCGGCCUUUCCCCAUCCACUCCGCCCCCUGGCAAUUCCCCUUCUUCCUUGCCACAACAACGCUCAUUUUCUCCGUCCUCAUCAGCACAAACGUCUUGCACUGGGUUGACACAAUCGCCUUUGACCGCUCGGUCCGCACCUUCCACGUCCCGGCUGAACCUAACCUGGAUCAGAUUUACCGUCCGCCGAUAGUGCUUUCUUUUGAAGUGGUGAUCGCGCAUUCGGCUGGUGAUCCAGUCGAGGCCAUCACGGCACUCAUGAACACGGUGCAACACCACCGGUAUCUCAACUUCCUCAAACCCCAUAUCAAACUUUACUCUAAAGACAGCAUGUUCAACUCCUCCACGACGGCACCAGAUACCGACGACUUCAGAGGUUUUUUCAAAGGCAACCUGACCGUCACGCCGCUCCCUAACGUCGGCGGAACCACGGCCUCCCUCUUGCAUCACAUCCUAAACAGCUGGGACUGGCUGCCUGUGCAAACUUUAUUCCUCUCCACGAGCACUAUCACCAACAACCCCUCUUCUUUACCCCUGAUGAGCCAACAUCUGAACAAGUACUUCACGCCCAUGACUUUCCCCCUCCCGGACGCCCUCCCAAAAACCGGCUUCCUAUCUCUCGGGCCACAAGAAAUCUGCAAUUCAUGCGAGCGUUGCUUCGACUCUUUCGGGUGGGAGGACUCGUUCCACCUCUUCCCUUCCAUGUUCGGCGCUGCGAACAGGAAGGAGAAGGUCUGCGAUUCUGUUCUGCUGACGCACGGGAAUAAUUUCGUUGCUUCGGCGGCACGGAUCCGCGGGGUUGACAAGGAAGUGUAUCAGCUCCUGUACGACGCGCUUGUUAAAGCCGACAUCAAGAAUUCGUGGGCGCACUCUAAAGAGAAGUUGCCGGUCAUGCUGGAGGGGGAGAAGAAGGGAGAAGGAAGUAGGUGGGGUCAAGGAGGCGUUUAUGGGAUUCCCGACUCGUUGGAGAGGCCCUGGUUGGGCAUGACGGUCGAGAGGUUGUGGGGUGUGCUGUUGCAGUGCUCGGAGGGCAGGAUUGCGUGGGGGUGUGCGGGGUUCGGGAAGGGGAGGUUGCGUGGCGGGAAGGAGGAUUGUGGGUGUAUUGAAUAGAGGCUCUCCCCACUCCCUCACUCCCUCAUUUGAAUUUGGAAUUUAUUUGGAAUUUGGAAUUCGGAAAAGUGGUGAAGUGUAUUAUAUGCGUUCUUAAGAUUGCAUGGAUGGAGUUCUGGGCAUUUUGGGAGAUUUUGGAGAAGGGGUUGGAUAGGCGUAAGAUGGAGGGAUGGCUAGUAGAGAAGUUUUGGGAAAAGGAGUAUGGACGAAGGAAAGAAUU
Hyaloscypha bicolor E is the source of this 2432-nucleotide messenger RNA. RefSeq lists its product as uncharacterized. The transcript is spliced from 4 exons. The record is from RefSeq and is a predicted model, not a curated record. The coding region runs from base 290 to 2212 and encodes 640 amino acids. Lineage: Eukaryota; Fungi; Ascomycota; Leotiomycetes; Helotiales; Hyaloscyphaceae.